AUGACCGAAGAGGUCUUCUGGACAAUCAUCUUCGGAAUCGCAGCGACGGUCAUCGGCGUCAUCACUGUGUGGCAGAAUGCUCGGCUCAUCGGCUUCCGAGCUGACAAUCAGAACGGCACUGGCCCGAGAGAUUGGUACGGACACUGA
Cyphellophora attinorum is the source of this 147-nucleotide messenger RNA. RefSeq lists its product as uncharacterized. The record is from RefSeq and is a predicted model, not a curated record. The transcript is spliced from 2 exons. The coding region runs from base 1 to 147 and encodes 48 amino acids. Lineage: Eukaryota; Fungi; Ascomycota; Eurotiomycetes; Chaetothyriales; Cyphellophoraceae.